Messenger RNA from Asterias rubens (European starfish), 4800 nucleotides. Its product is annotated as RAB11-binding protein RELCH homolog. The transcript is spliced from 26 exons. Gene Ontology annotation, biological process: intracellular cholesterol transport. Gene Ontology annotation, cellular component: recycling endosome; trans-Golgi network. Gene Ontology annotation, molecular function: protein binding. NCBI's taxonomy places the organism in Eukaryota, Metazoa, Echinodermata, Asteroidea, Forcipulatida, Asteriidae. The record is from RefSeq and is a predicted model, not a curated record. The coding region runs from base 272 to 3796 and encodes 1174 amino acids.
CCGAACCUACCUUCUGACGUUUAUUUUUCAGAUGAUUAUUUUUUCCCAAAACGCAAGCAAUCUUUUUGCAAAAAGGAACUACGUUUUGUAUCUUGGUUCGUGAGCACAUCGAUUGAUCAUGGAUUGACCAUUAAAAAAAAAGCCUGAAAUGAUUCUGAGGGUCUGAAAUAAACGAAGUAAAGAUGCGGAUAAUUGACAUGUCAUCGUAUCGUACGUAAGUAAAUGCAUUGCGCGAAAACAGCAUACAACCACAAUCUCUGUGUACACAAACAUGGCGGAUUCGUAUAACCCUUUUUAUGUUGAUGACGAGGAAGAUGCAGUUGAAGACAGCAUCGUGGCUGCCGUAGAGGCUCCUACAAUUACUCAACAAGAUGCAAAGACUGUGCCCGUUGUUGGUGGUAGCGAUGAACCGGUCGGCAAGGCUGUAGUAGUGGCAGGCGGACCGGUACAACCGACUGAGCCAAGUUACGAUGUGAUUGCUACAAAAUUGCUGAAGGAUCGGAUGGUAUUGACAGCAUUGGAGCUGCACACCGAACUGAUUGAAAGUGGCCGAGAGCUUCAUCGACUCAGAGAUUACUUCUCCAAUCCUGGGAACUUUGAACGUCAAGAUAUCUCCUUACAGCAGCAACUGCAUCGGACAUCUAGCGAGACCACUUUUGACUCAUUGGAUCUUGCAAGAUAUUCUGAUGAUGGCGUUAACCAAUCGGACGACAAGUAUGCCGUGCUUGAGUUUGAACUACGGAAAGCCAAGGAUACCAUCAAGUCACUCAGAGCGAAUCUGACUGAGGCUGCAGAAAGUGAAGUUCCUUCACCGAUCCAUACCAAGAAGACAGCAGAAGGAAUCAUAGCUGAGGAGACUAUGAAGCCUCUGGAGAGAAGAGCCCUUAAUUAUCUGACUAACGAGUUCUUACUACAUCAUGGGUACAGGUUGACCUCCAUAACAUUCUGUGAUGAGAAUGAAGAACAGGAUUUUGACGAUUGGGACGACGUCGGUUUAAAUCGGUCCAGACCACCAGAUCUCCUCCAUUUAUACCGUGACUAUAAUCGACAUGUGAUCCCAACUAAGGAGACAGCGGAGGUAGGAUGUGGAGAUGAUAGCAUCAUUGAAGAGCAAUCGGAAGAAGUGGAGGCGGACCUCGGAAUGGCUAUGGACGAGGAGAGACAGAAACUUGAAGACCAGGUUUCGCAACUACAGCAAGAUCUGAGCAGUCAGUCCGAGGAGAACCAAACUCUGAGGGAACAAUUACUGAAGACUCAACAGGAGGUAGAAUCCUUACAGAUCCCAAAGACCUCAACUCCCAGUAUUAGCCCUAUCAACACACCACAUAAAUCUCAUCACAUCAAUGGUAACAUGGAGGCAGAAUUCUCUUCAAAGGAUGGGGAUGGUGAUUCAACUCCAAGAACGGCAGCUGAAGGGACCGAGGGCAAUGAGUGUACAGAUUUAGCCAGCAAUCUCCCUGAGGAAGAUUCAGAUUCUCAGGGUCUCAAAUCAACACCUGGGGAGGAGGAUGAAACAGACGGACCAACGAAAGAAACACCAAGUGAGAUGACGCCAUUCCAGCGUGCAAUCCUUGAAUCUGUCUUGCCAGUAACCGAUACAUCCCAGGCACGUCUUCGAGAAGAAGUGUCUCGAAUUGCUGAGAAUCAAGAAGGAGUUGUGGAGAUGCUUGCAAGAUGCUUGCCUCAUAUCGUACCCAAUGUACUCAUUGCUAAGAGAGAGGAGCUAGUUCCUCUGAUCGUGAGUACCGUCACCCUACACCCCGAUCCCAACGAGAGAGAUAAACUCUUAAAUCUCCUCUUCAAUCUCAUCAAGAAACCGGACCAAGAGCAGAGGAAUGUUAUUUUGAGUGGCUGUGUAGCAUUUGCUAAGCACGUUGGUCCAGAGAGAGCAGAAGCUGAACUCCUACCUCAAUGCUGGGAACAAAUUACUCAUAAGUUUCAAGAGAGACGUCAGCUGGUGGCGGAAUCAUGUGGUGCUCUCGCUCCUUAUCUACCGAGAGAGAUUCGAAGUUCCUUAGUGUUGUCUAUGCUUCAGCAGCUCUUGCAAGAUAAGACGGACUGCGUCAGGGAAGUUGCAGUCCGUAGUGUGGGUCUAGUCUUCGCUCUCACUGAAGACACGGACAAAUAUAAUCAAGGUCUGGAGCUGGUUUUAUCAAUGCUUGAAGAUUCUUCAGAAGCAGUCUUAGUAGCAACAAGACAAGUAUUCCUCCCAGCAUUUGCAUCUUGGGCUUUCAAACUUGGUCGUCUGGAAUCCAACCUCGUUACAGCCGUGUUGAAGAGGUUGGAACUUGCAGCCAUUGAUCUUCAGCGAGCGAGUCGAGAGUUGUCCGUCGAUGAGAGGAAGCUGCAGAUGUUUAGCUGCACCUUACAGUGUCUGAUCCCAGUACUCUACGCUUCAAUGUUACUCACGGCUCCCUUCAAUAAUCAACAAGAACUAACUCAAAAUCAAGAUCAAAUACCUCCGUUAGAAGGAACUCAGUUCCCCAAGCCGCUGUGCCCGCUCCAUGAUAUGGCUGUCAUUGUUGGAGAUAAACAGAAACUAGCGGCUCUGGUCCAUUGUUUCGAAGUCUACCUCAAUCAAGGCAAAUCAUCUGAAACUUGGAGUAGUUACAACUGGGUCCUCAAUGAUUUCAUACCACGGUUGUUGGAGGUACUUGGCCGUCUUGAAGCUCUGCACAGAGACAGCGUCAAGUCAAUGUCCAAACUAUUUCUUCAUAUCUGUAGGACGUUUGGGAAGACCUUCACAGACACAAAGAUUAAACCCAAGUUUCAAGCAGUAUUAAACAUUCCAGAUGGCCAGUCAGAUGCUUUGGUAUUAUCAGGUCAGAUGCCAAUCAACCGAUCUACCCUUCCCGUUUACUGCUCGGGAGUUCUAGUUAGUUAUAAUCGUGAAGAUGAUCGUAAGCAACUGUCCCAGUACCUUCAAGACUCUCUGAUUACUCUAGCGUUGUGUGAUGCUCCAAUAGAUAGCAUCAGGAUCUCAUUCCUGGAACUACAUACUCAUCCCAACUUUCAUGAGCUGUUGUUAGCCACCCUCUGGAGCUGUGUCGUCCACGAGUCUCCAUUAGUCAGAUCAGCCACCGCUAAAGUAUUCGGUUCACUCGUCAAAGGUAUCAAUGAAGCGCUGGUAUCCAGCAGGGUGGUUCCUGCUCUCAUUACAUUGUCGGGAGAUCAGGAUAUAAAUGUUAAAAUCUCCACCAUUCCAGCAUUUGGGACAAUCUUAGAAAGCACAUCUCAAAAAGAAACUCUCGACAGAGUGUAUUCCCAGUUCCAAACAUUCCUAGAUGAUCCGGUUUAUAAAGAGGAAUACAGACUCCUUGAAGAGGUCAUCAUAACCUUCGGCAAAGUCGGACCGAAUGCUGAACCCAAAUUCAGAGAUGAAUUUAUGUUGCCUCGGUUUGCAGCUAUAGCGUACACUAAUAACAACACGACACAUGAGAAGAGACGAUCAACCAUAGCUAUGGCACUAUUUAGCGCUUACAGUGCACUCUCCUGUUGCUUCAUUUCUAAUGACCUGAUAUGGGAGUCUAUGCUACCGGGUCUGAGAUGUCUACGCCAGGAUCUUGAGGUCGUGUCGCCAGAGCACGAGGUUGUGGUUGGAUCGAUGAUUAAAGAAUUUGAAGCUAAACUUGGAGGGAAAGAAAGGUCAUCGUCGGUGACCUCUAGUAGCAGUACAGCGUCCAGUGGGUUCACCAGCAGUCUACCGCACAUGGAUGACACAAGACGGACCAUACUCAAUAAGAUUGGGGCUCAGAGAACUAAAGUAGCCAAAGUCUUUCACACUCGCAAGAAGUAAAACAUUGGUAAAAGAAGAUGAACUUUAGUUUAGAUUAGUCUUAUUGUCACAGAUAUCUCAUUUUAAAGUUUAGCUGAAAAAUGAGAGUUCAUUUCUAUUAAUUAAAGGUUGCCUUUUGGUGUGGGUUUUAUUCGCUCCUUCUGAAUCUUUUGUAUAGACUCAACUGGCACAGGGGUUGUUCCCAUUUUAGGAACAAUGUUCCCAUUUGUGGAACAUUGUUCCAAUUUUGGGUUCAUUGUUCCCAUUUGGGAACAUUGUUCCCAUUUGGGAACAUUGUUCCCAUUUAGUUCCUAUUUAGGUACAUUGUUCCCAUUUGGGAACAUUGUUCCAAUUUUGGGUUCAUUGUUCCCAUUUGGGAACAUUAUUCCCAUUUAGUUCCUACUUAGGUACAUUGUUCCUAUUUGGGAAAACUUUUCCUAUUUGGGUUCCUAUUUGGGAAUUUUUUUCCUAUUUGGGAACAUUAUGUUUCAAUAUUGAUAAUUUGCUUUAGUACAACACCUCAGCAUAGCGUACUGACCACGCCCCAGUUCGUAAUUGAUUAGAAAACAUCUUUUAUACAACAAUACAUAGUUGCUUAGGUUUACCAGUACUAUCAAAAUCAAAUUUUUGUAUUAAAAUAUCAUUCCCGUUUGUAAAAGAAAAGUUUACUGGUUUUGAUGUCGGACUUUCCUAGAUUAACAGUACUUUUAAAAAGAAACCAGAACCAGAGUUUAAAAAUAAAUGAAAUUUGCUUCCCUUAAAAAAAGAAGCUCUUCCUUAAUUUUCUUCAUACAUGUAUCAGAUGACAUGAAUACACACCAAAAUUAGCCCCUUUCACACGGAAGCAAUUUAGCAAGGGUCCCUGCAAUUUUACAAAAAGUACCUCGUGUGAAAGAACAACAAUUUGUUUUCCUACUGUCCAAGAUCUCGUGCAAAAUCUUAUCAGUUCAGUUUAGCCAGUUUACUGGUUACAGUACUGUGCCCAAUUUGAUAGAGCUGCUAAGCACACAAAUUUGCUUAGCAUG